This is a messenger RNA of Bacidia gigantensis, 3255 nucleotides long. RefSeq lists its product as uncharacterized. The coding region runs from base 1 to 3255 and encodes 1084 amino acids. The transcript has 2 exons. The record is from RefSeq and is a predicted model, not a curated record. NCBI's taxonomy places the organism in Eukaryota, Fungi, Ascomycota, Lecanoromycetes, Lecanorales, Ramalinaceae.
AUGUCAACAGGACUGGAAGGUACGAAUCGCGCUCAGAUCGUCAUGCGAUUUCAGGGCUUUCCAGCAACAGAUUUACCGUCGCUUGUAUCGAGACAAAAGAUAGAAGACUCCGAGCAAGGAGCCGCCCUCUCAUCGGAUGACUGCCCCACCCCUUCCUCGCACACUUCGUCUGCUCAAUUAGAUGCCGAAUCAGGAGACUUUGUGGAUCUUGGGCCCUCCCGAUCGGCUGAACCAUGGCCGUUCAAGAGCGAUAUGUUCAAUCAACCCAUGACUGGGCCGCCCUGUGAUCCAGCAAGCCCUUUAUGUCCACCAAUCAUUCAGCAUCCACUGUUUGACAAUACGGACUCAAUGGCUAUCUCAGGUAUACUUCCCGGUACAACACUGAAAGUGUUCGUCAACGGCACAGAGCAGGUCUACAAUCAAAAAAUUUGGCUCGGCUUCGCGAGUGUAGUCGUCACUCGAAGACUCAAGGUUGGCGAGAUCAUUUCCGCUACGCAGACAAUCAAUGGGAUGACAAGCCCUCCGACUCUUCAUCCUCGAGAGGUACGGCCCAUCUCGGAGUCGGCUCUUGCUACAACCAAGCCUUGGAUCCAGCAGCCUUACGAGUGCGCGACUUUUGUUGGUGUACAGAACCUGAUGCCCAGCGCCCGGGUUUAUUUACGUACUUCACAAAAUCAAUGGAUUGGCUGGAGCUCUUUUGCCCGGCGAGCAGCCUCUGUUUCCGUACCAGCUCUACGAGCUGGUAUGGAGCUCAACGCACAAGAAUGGCUCCUUGAAGGCAGACCAAAAGAAGGCUCUGGUAUCAUGUCUAAUACGGUCACCGUUAGGCCUCGCCCAAAUCCUCUCCCAGCCCCGACUUUUGAAAACUCAAGUCUGUGCUUCGGAAACACUGUGUUGUUGCUGGGGGACUUGAUCGGAGGUGCAACAAUCUACGUCAUGCAAGAUGGUCAAAAUCUAUCCUCGGGCCAAGUGGCACCUCUCCGAAGAUGCUGGGUGUUCCUUUCGCGACCGUUGUCUCAAAGCUCUGUCUCCGUUCAUCAGAUUAUCUGCGGUCAAUCGAGUUAUUCUCGCCAGGGAGUACCCGAAAAGAUACCACCAACACCAGAGCUUCUCGGGCCAGUUUGCCCAGGAUCCAACUAUGUUCUUGUUAGAAAAGGGAUCAUUAAUGCUUACAUCGAUGUGUUCCGCAAUGGAUCAAUUGUUGCUAGCAGUGGAGCAUUUCCGACGGACACUGCCAUUGCGUUGGGCUCAAGGGAGACCUUCCAAGUUGGAGAUGUUGUCGAAGCAAUCCAACGAUUUGGCUUUGAAAACGGUCCUACCCAUUCCGUCAGCGCUCCUUCAAAGUUCAUCAAGGUUGCGAACACAAAUGAGCCCCCUGUUGUUGAGAUUACUGGCGGCGAACCUUUCUUCGUCAGCACCAACUCUAAUGAACAGGCUAUCGAUGGCCCAGUAUUCCCACGUGGGCGUGGUUCAGGUCCGUCCAUCCGUGUGAGCGCGUGCUGCUCGAAUGUCUCUUUGAAAAUCAUGGAUCCAGCAGGCAAAGUAGUCGCCGAGCCAAGAUUGGAAGAAAUCGUUCCUGGCCACUACAAAGCGACGUGGGCCUGGCGCUCCAAUAGCAACUGGAAAGUACCGGAUGGAGUACCAGUGGGCCGUUACUCUGCUGUCGCGCGCUCUAAUUGCGGCUCAAGUGAGACUAAGAAGCUCUUCUACGUUAUCUUUGAUCCAGGCAAUGUUGGUGGGCCCGAAGCGUUUAGUUUCAAUUCAGUUGCUGUAUGGUUUGGGAAUGGAGAAAACCGCACAUUUGCCGAUCGCUACUAUCUACGACAAUCAGACAUGAGAGUCUUUUCAAAAGCAAUCGAGGCGAUCAAUGGUCUUACUGACUCGUACGAAGCUGCCGGAGCUAUUGCUCGUGCAGAAGACAAAUUAUUCGGUUACGACCUUAUAUGGCAUACCAGAGACGUCUUGGACAUGAUUAACAAUUACAAAACAGCCCAGUGUGCAGACGACGCUUGUAUUUGCGUUUCAUUCAUGCGAUGCGCUGGCAUUCCUGCGCACCCGGUUACAGCUGACUCGUUCAAUGAAUACUAUACUUUCGACAAGAAAGGGCCCGCUCACUGGGGAUUCGAUACGUGGCUUGAAGUGCUUGUGCCAUUGGAGGGUAAGAUUCAAUGGGGUGUGAUACACAAUCACUGGACAAGCCCUGCACAAAGUGUUUACGACCCUGUGAACAGAAAAUGGAUGGGAAAGCAUAAGAAUGUAGCCGGCAAGCGCGAUAAUGAUAUCGUUAUCAUGGCCAAUGAGAAGUGGAUCGAUUCAAAUGUGGGCGACAACAUUCCCGACGUUGGGUUCCGAAGACUUGAGUGCGGCAGACCAGCCAAAGAUUUAGUAUUCAAAGCUGAUUGGGUUGACGAAUUGUGCGAGCUUUAUUGGGAGUCUCCUCACUGGCAGUGCGGUUCUACAUCAUCGGCAACUUGUCCUAACCCAUCCGCCCAUAAUGCAGAUACGCCCCAAUUCAAGUACAGCACCAAACCUAAUUUUGGUGGAAGAAUUCGAGGCACAAUAGAAGUUGACGCUCGAAAUCGUAUGAUUGCCGAUAGCCUAUCGGAGGAUUGGUCUUUAAUUCUUUAUAAGACCAAUAUCUUCGAGAUGAAGGUUUUCGGCGAUGAGAUUGUCCACACAAGCGUUCUUCCGAAAAAAGGUACAGGUACGACGCGCUACAACGUCGACUUCGAUUUUCCGGCACCGGACACGCUGUCAGAAGUCGAGCAAUUAGCGUUACGUUGCGUCAGUAUACCUCGAUCUGCGACAGGAUUGCCAAGGGAGAAGUACCACGUGAUGGAUAUCAAAGAGCACGUCCUAGCCGAGGACACGAUCGACAUUGCCUCGGAGAUCAAAAUCGAGCCCGCCUCCAACAUCAGCCUCCUCAGCCUCGAAAUGCAUCAGAGCCAAGCAAUCAGCACCACUGUCACCAACAUAGGAUCCAAAACGCUCAAUGAAGUCGUGGUGACGAUAAGGCACCCGUUCGCUCUUCGCUGCGAACCCGAACAUUAUCGGCUUGCGAUUCUAGAGGCCGGGAAGUCACAGAGUCUUGAUUUCACGCUUGUCGCGGCUGCUUCGAUGGACUUCGGAGGUGUGGAUGUUGUCGUUACUACAGAGAAUGGAGGCGCUGCAUCGCAACCACAUCAAUUCAAGGUGGCGAGGAACCAGAUUGUCGAUAUAGAGAGUGAGGCGUGCUCUGCUAUAGCAAUGUGGUAG